Messenger RNA from Bombina bombina (fire-bellied toad), 3150 nucleotides. RefSeq names its product zinc finger protein 665-like. Lineage: Eukaryota; Metazoa; Chordata; Amphibia; Anura; Bombinatoridae. Gene Ontology annotation, biological process: central nervous system development; regulation of transcription by RNA polymerase II. Gene Ontology annotation, cellular component: nucleus. The record is from RefSeq and is a predicted model, not a curated record. Gene Ontology annotation, molecular function: RNA polymerase II cis-regulatory region sequence-specific DNA binding; DNA-binding transcription factor activity, RNA polymerase II-specific. Bases 1 to 3045 code for a protein of 1014 amino acids. The transcript is spliced from 3 exons.
AUGAUUAUCCCAGAAGAUAAACCGCACACAUUUACUGAGUUUUCAAAAUAUAUUAAAGAAGGGAAAAGUCUACAGUCUAACCAAAUGAUUCAUACAAAGGAGAAACCUUUCAAAUGUACAGAAUGUGAAAAAAGCUUUAGAUGGAAGUCUCAUCUACUAGAACACCACAAAAUACACACUGGUAAGAAGCUGCAUACAUGUACCGAGUGUGGUAAAUGUUUUACACAAAAGAGUAAUCUGAAAACUCAUAAAAAGAUUCACACAGGAGAAAAGCCUUUCACAUGUACAGAGUGUGGAAAACGUUUUACACACAAGAGUGAUCUGAAAAUUCAUGAAAGGAUUCACACAGGAGAAAAGCCUUUCACAUGUACAGAGUGUGAAAAAAGUUUUACAGAAAAGAGUAAACUGAAAAACCAUGAAAGGAUUCAUACAGGAGAAAAGCCUUUCACAUGUACAGAGUGUGAGAAAAGUUUUACAGAGAAGCGUGAUCUGAAAAAGCAUGAAAGGAUUCACACAGGGGAAAAGCCUUUCACAUGUACAGAGUGUGGAAAAAGUUUUACAGAGAAGAGUUAUCUGAAAAAGCAUGAAAGGAUCCACACAGGGGAAAAGCCUUUCAUGUGUACAGAGUGUGGAAAAAGUUUUACACAAAUAUUUGGUCUAAAAAGUCAUGAAAGGAUUCACACAGGGGAAAAGCCUUUCACAUGUACAGUGUGUGGAAAAAGUUUUACACAAAUAAAUAGUCUGAAAUAUCAUGAAAAGAGUCACACAGGGGAAAAGCCUUUCACAUGUACAGAGUGUGGAAAAAGUUUUACACAAAAAAGUGAUCUGAAAUAUCAUGAAAGGAUUCACACAGGAGAAAAGCCUUUCACGUGUACAGAGUGUGGAAAAUGUUUUACAGAAAAGAGAUAUCUGAAGAUGCAUAAAAGGAUUCACACAGGGGAAAAGCCUUUUACGUGUACAGAGUGUGGAAAAAGUUUUACACGAAUGAGUAAUCUGAAGACUCAUGAAAGGAUUCACAAGGGAAGAAAGAUGGAACCCGCAGAAGCCAUCUUGCUUAAAAAGAUCACUAUUAUCCUUAAUGAUCACUUUACACGGCUCAUGAAUGAUUUAUCUGAAGCAUGGGGCCAUGGCGGCGUCCAUAUACAACGGCACAGCAAGGACACAAUACUCACGACAACUCCAAAACUGGAGUCUACUGAAGAAAGCAAUAUCUUGGUAAUACACCAGGCAGAGACACCUUCAUCAGACACGCGUUACAAGGAGAGAGUGCGGGCACUAACCCAUAUGGAGAACUAUGAGAAAGGAGAUAAGGGAAACUUCACGGUAUUGCCUAAAACUCCUACCUCCUUCCUCUCAGCCCCUAUGAUGAUUUUGAGUCAAACUGUUCUGCGGAAAGGGGGGAACGCUAACCGGUCACUGAAGGUGGUGGGAUUUACAUCAAGUGAGAAGUCUACAGAAUGUGAGAAAAGCUUUAGAUGGAAGUCUCCUCUACUAGAACACCACAAACUUCACAAAGGUGAGACACCACACACGUGUCCUGAGUGCGGCAAAUGUUUUACACAAAUGGAUCAUCUGAAAACUCAUAAAAAGAUUCACACAGGAGAAAAAACUUUCACAUGUACAAAGUGUGGAAAAAGUUUUACACAAAAGAGUGAUCUGAAAAAGCAUGAAAGGAUUCACACAGGAGAAAAGCCUUUCACAUGUACUGAGUGUGGAAAAAGUUUUACAGAAAAGAGUAAUCUGAAAACUCAUGAAAGGAUUCACACAGGAGAAAACCAUUUUACAUGUACAUGGUGUGGAAAAAGUUUUAUACAAAGGACAUUUUUUAAAACUCAUGAAAUGAUUCACACAGGAGUAAAGCCUUUCACAUGUACAGAGUGUGGAAAAAGUUUUACACAAAAGAUUCAUCUGAAAUCUCAUGAAAGGAGUCACACAGGAGAAAAGCCUUUCACAUGUACAGAGUGUGGAAAAAGUUUUACACGAAAGAGUGAUAUGAAAAAUCAUGAAAGGAGUCACACAGGAGAAAAGUCUUUUACAUGUACAGAGUGUAGAAAAAGUUUUACACGAAAGAGUCAACUGAAAUCUCAUGAAAGGAGUCACACAGGAGAAAAGCCUUUCACAUGUACAGAGUGUGGAAAAAGUUUUACAGAAAAGAGUAGUCUGAAAACUCAUGAAAGGAUUCACACAGGAGAAAAGUCGUUCACAUGUACAGAGUGUGGAAAAAGUUUUACAGAAAAGAGUAGUCUGAAAACUCAUGAAAGGAUUCACACAGGAGAAAAGCCUUUUACAUGUAUAGAGUGUGGAAAAAGUUUUACACAAAUAAAUAGUCUGAAAAGUCAUGAAAGGAUUCACACAGGAGAAAAGCCGUUCACAUGUAUAGAAUGUGGAAAAAGUUUUACACAAAUAAAUAGUCUGAAAAGUCAUGAAAGGAUUCACACAGGAGAAAAGCCUUUCACGUGUACAGAGUGUGGGGAAAGUUUUAUACAAAGGAAAUUUUUUAAAACUCAUCAAAUGAUUCACACAGGAGAAAAGCCUUUCACAUGUACAGAGUGUGGAAAAAGUUUUACACAAAAGAGUUCUCUGAAAUAUCAUGAAAGGAGUCACACAGGGGAAACUUUCACAUGUACAGAGUGUGGAAAAUGUUUUACACAAAUGAGUAAUCUGAAAACUCAUGAAAGGAUUCACACAGGAGAAAGGCCUUUCACAUGUACAGAGUGUGGAAAAAGUUUUACACAAAAAAGUGAUCUGAAAUAUCAUGAAAGGAGUCACACGGGGGAAACUUUCACAUGUACAGAGUGUGGAAAAAGUUUUAUACAAAAAAGUGAUCUGAAAUAUCAUGAAAGGAUUCACACAGGGGAAAAACCUUUCACAUGUACUGAGUGUGGAAAAAGUUUUACACAAAAGAGUAAUCUGAAAUAUCAUGAAAGGAGUCACACAGGGGAAAAGCCUUUCACAUGUACAGAGUGUGGAAAAAGUUUUACACAAAUGAGUAAUCUGAAAACUCAUGAAAGAAUUCACAAGGGAGGAAACCUUUCACAUGUUUAGAAAGUAGGCUUGCCACCUUUUGUCCAGCCGAUUCCCUGACACUUUUCAAAUGGGUGUGGUCGGGGUGUGGUCUUACACAACCUUAAUAAAAUAUAUUUUACCAUU